AGCGGUGUUAAGAAGAACUACUGAGCGGAAAAUCUGGCUGGAUUCCACCCUGUCUGGUUUCUAAGAUUAUUAUUAUUAUCACCAUCAUCAUUAUUAUUACCAUUAUCACUACUGUUAAUAGUAAUUAAUGGGAAUCUCUGUAGUGCUUUCAUGGCUCAGAGGGCUUUGUGCCUCACAUCCUUUGGUUGCGAUGUUUCGCGAGGGCCCUGCAGUGUCGGCCGGGGGGGCUCAACCUCUCGUCUUCUCCCCGUACCUUCCCUUAGACUGGAUGCAUCGCACGGUGGAACAACUUGGGGGCCGUGUCGGACGGGAUCCCUUUUCUGUCGGCAGCCUGAGCUGCGGCGGAUCUUGGAGUUCGUGCCACCCUCGCCCAUGGCUCCCGGGCGGCAGGUGCUCUGCCAGUGUUGGACAACCUCAGCUGCCUCUGCACCUGCCGCCCAACCAUGUCUCUAGCAUGGGGCAACAUGGAAAGGGCUAUUUCCCCCCGGGGAAUCUGGCCCCGCGCCCCUUGCACGGGAAGCUGGAGGCCAUCCACAGCUGCGUCCAAGCUCUGCUGCGCGACCAGGGACAACCGCAGCUCUGGGAGCAGCUGGGCGAGAUCUACGAGUCGGAGCAAGACUGCGAGGAGGCCGUUCGCUGCUAUCAAAACGCCGCCCGCUAUCAGCGCGACUACGGGAGCUAUGGCGAGAUGCACGCUCGGAUCGGACGCCUGCAGCAGGCUCAGCUGUGGAACUUCCAUUCGGGAUCUUCUCAUCAUCGGCCGAAAUCAUUACCCCCUCUGCAGCAAGUCUGGAACCUCUUGCACCUCGAGAAGCGGAAUUUCUCGUCCAAGCGCAACCCCCAGCUGAAGAGGCCCGGCCCGCCGAUGGAGCCACCCGUCGUCCAGCCCAUCCCCCCAGUCCAGCACCCACCCCAUCCCGGGCACGGAGAAGAGAUGCCCGCCCCCAUGAAGAGGCGGAGGAGCACCAGCCCCGACCAGAAUGGCGGUGGGGUCGGACAGCACCCCCCGGGGCCUGGAAUCUCUGGAAACCCACAUUACCAGCUGCCUAAACCGGGAUUAUGGAACCCCGUCCAUGGAGAGCCGUGGGGCCUGGAACGCAAGAGUGUAGCUGCCCCAGAGAGACAACUGCCGGCCAUGGCCCCCAGCCCCCGCACACCGCCAGCACACCGACCCCCCCUCGAGAGCCAUGGCUGCCUGGCCCGGCCCAACGGAAGUGACCUUAGAGACAGCCGAGUCCCCCGGGCACGUCCAGACUCCAGCGCUACACCAGCACCCGUCGCCUGCGUGCCUUACGCCCCACGCCCGGUCCCAGGAGGGCCUCCCGUCACCAGCAAGACCACCCCGCGGGGGCAGCCGAACCCUGACAGCCUUGGGUCUGACCAUUACCAAACGCCGCCGGCAUUACAGCAAUCCAGCCCUGCCCAGGAGAGCAACGGCCGCAAGCCGCACCCACCACCGCCGCGUCCGGCGCCUUGCCUUGCUUCUCGCAUGCCGCCCCCCCCAGCCAUCCCGAGGGGGGCCCCACCAACGGUGGCUCCGCCGCCCCCUGCCCCGCCCCCCGGGCAGGAUCCGCCGGAGCUGCCCUGUCUGUACCGCUUUGGCAAGCGAGACGGGGAGGAGCGGCCCCCGGCCGUGACGGCAGCAGGGGGGGGCGGCAAGUUCCCCCACCACAGCACGGCCUCUCUGCUCAAGUCGCUGGCCAACGUGUUGGAGGGGCAGAAACACUCCUAUCGGCCCAAACCACUGGCCCCCCCUGGUGCUAAGAUGGCCCCUCCGGCCGGUGCCAGCCCAGCUUUGCGCCCCAAGGACGAGUCCCGCAAACGGGACCGGGAGCACCGGCGACACCGACGGUCCGGGAAGGACGGUUCGCGGCGGCACCGCGAGAGCAAGAGCCACAAGGAGAAGAACCGGCAGAUCCUGGGCAGCCUGGACGUGCAGAGCAGCGAGAGCCAGGCCCGGGAGAACGGGGCCAAGCCGCCCCCUCCGGCCGUCCCCCAGCCGGAGCGGAGGCCCCCCACGAAGAAGGAGGAGGGGACCGUCAGCUCGGGGGGCUCCACCGUGGUGUGCUCCGCCGAUCUCCUCAAGCUGCGUUCGUUCACCGAAGGGCCGCCCAAGGAGCUGAAGAUUCGCCUCAUCAAGGUGGAGAGCGGCGACAAGGAGACCUUCAUUGCCUCCGAGGUGGAGGAGCGGCGCAUCCCGCUGAGCGAGGUCACCAUCAACCAUCCGGCCGCGGAGGUGGUGCGCGCCUGCAAGCACCACAAGGUGAAGGGGAAAUUUAAGGAGUCUUACCUGUCACCCGCCCUGUCCGUCAAGCCUCAGAUCAACUCAGAAGAAAAGCUCCCGCGGGACAAACUCAACCCCCCCACCCCAAGCAUCUACCUGGAGAGCAAACGGGACGCUUUCUCACCGGUGCUCCUGCAGUUCUGCACUGACCCCAAGAACCCCAUCACCGUCAUCCGGGGCCUGGCCGGCUCCCUCCGCCUCAACUUGGGCUUGUUCAGCACAAAGACGCUGGUGGAGGCCAGCGGGGAGCACGCCGUGGAGGUGCGCACGCAGGUGCAGCAGCCGUCGGACGAGAACUGGGACCUCCAGGGGACGAAGCAGGUGUGGCCGUGCGAGAGCAGCCGGUCCCACACCACCAUCGCCAAGUAUGCCCAGUACCAGGCAGCGUCCUUCCAGGAGUCUCUCCAGGAAGACAAAGAGAGCGACGAGGAGGAGGCCGAAGAGCCGGACAGCACCACGGAGACUCCCCCCAGCACCAACCCCGAUCAGAAACCUCACCAGAUCAUCAAGUUUGGGACCAACAUCGACCUCUCGGAUGCCAAGCGGUGGAAGCCGCAGCUACAGGAGCUGUUGAAGCUGCCUGCCUUCAUGCGAGUCACCUCCACGGGGAACAUGCUAAGUCACGUGGGACACACCAUCCUGGGCAUGAACACGGUGCAGCUGUACAUGAAGGUGCCAGGCAGCCGCACGCCGGGUCACCAAGAGAACAACAACUUCUGUUCGGUGAACAUCAACAUUGGGCCUGGCGACUGCGAGUGGUUUGCAGUCCACGAGCAUUACUGGCAGAGCAUCAGUGCCUUCUGUGACAGGCACAAUGUGGAUUACCUGACUGGCUCGUGGUGGCCCAUCCUGGAAGACCUCUACCAGUCCAACAUCCCUGUCUACCGCUUCAUCCAGCGGCCGGGAGACCUCGUCUGGAUCAACGCCGGGACCGUCCACUGGGUUCAGGCCACCGGGUGGUGUAACAACAUCGCUUGGAACGUCGGCCCGUUGACAGGGAUCCGCCAGCCGGAGCGUCUCGUCUGCUCUGCGCUGAUCCUCCACCCUUCCUUCCCUUGCCCUGCCCUGAAGUCCCUUUUCUGGGUAGAGGUCCCCCGGAGAUGCGGGAGAGCCCGGGAACGGCAUGGGGAGCGUUCCGGGGGCCGUGAGACCGUGUGCUGCGAGACCGGGGGCCGCGCCUCACCUGAGUGCGAUCUGGGCCCUGUUCCGGUGGAGGAGGAGGCCGGCCUCUUCGCCUUUAAGAGCCGCAAGAGUGGCAGGCAUUCGGGGGCUGGCCACUCACCAUUAGCUGGGGUGACGGAACACACAGGCUUCCGGGGUGUGUGUGUGUUGGGCGAGUCCCUCUCGGGAGCGCGUCCCCUUCUGUCCCGCCGGCCAGGCCGGAGUCGCGUGUAUUGUCUGAUGCAGUCGAUCAAGCACUGCCAGGUCCAGCGAGAGAGUCUGGUGCGGACGGGAAAGAAGAUCGCCUACCAGGGCCGGGUGAAGGACGAGCCGGCGUACUACUGCAACGAGUGCGACGUGGAGGUUUUCAACAUCCUCUUUGUGACCAGCGAGAACGGCAGCAAGAACACCUACCUGGUGCACUGCGAGGCCUGUGCCCGCAAGCGCAGCUCCUCCCUCCACGGCGUCGUGGUCCUCGAGCAGUACAAGACGGAGGAACUCAUUCACAUCUAUGACAGCUUCACUCUGGCUGCGUCACCUACUUCAAGAUGAGCCAUACCACACCUGGACACGGACGUCUGGGUUGUUUCUCCAAGCUGGCCUCUCCCCCUUGCCACCGUGUGUUUGGUGGAGGGGGUUGUUCUCGCCUGGGCCCCCCCCUCCCUCCAUAGCAUCUGAGCCUCUGAUCCACUCACGUACGCCUGCUCCGAGCCACGGCGGGCGGGACACAACCGACAUACCUAAAUGUUUGUCCCCGUCAUCCCCCCCCCUUCCCCCAGAACACACAAUGGAUCAUUUUUAAUUUAUUCUGCAAAAUGAACCUUCUUUCUGGGUGGUGCUGAUUUUGUAUUAAAAGAAGAAAAAAACUGGAUUUAAGAAAAAAAAAUAAAAUAGAUGGACAAAGAAGGCCCUGGCUGGCCUCUGGUGGGAGAGGAAGCCUGGGCCGCCGUUCCCGUCCCGUGUCAAAACACACCGUGCCCAAGCGCCUCGCGAACAAGGAUCCGGGGGCUCCGAUCCAGAGGAGAGCAAAGGACUUUCCCUUCACAAGAGCAUUACUGUUUGGCCGUCUCAACGGGAUGGAACAGAGAGACGGCUUCUCAUUUGGGGCGCGUGGUUUGUGUUGGUUUUUCUUUUUUUUAAAAAAAACACACAAUUUUCUCUUGUCAGAAA
This is a messenger RNA of Gekko japonicus, 4615 nucleotides long. RefSeq names its product lysine (K)-specific demethylase 6B (gene KDM6B). Gene Ontology annotation, cellular component: MLL3/4 complex. The transcript is spliced from 23 exons. The record is from RefSeq and is a predicted model, not a curated record. Bases 128 to 3997 code for a protein of 1289 amino acids. NCBI's taxonomy places the organism in Eukaryota, Metazoa, Chordata, Lepidosauria, Squamata, Gekkonidae. Gene Ontology annotation, biological process: regulation of gene expression; heart development. Gene Ontology annotation, molecular function: chromatin DNA binding; protein binding; histone H3K27me2/H3K27me3 demethylase activity.